Molecule: messenger RNA, 1188 nt
Organism: Rotaria sp. Silwood1
Lineage: Eukaryota; Metazoa; Rotifera; Eurotatoria; Philodinida; Philodinidae
Source: the annotation of a GenBank genome assembly
AUGAUGACUUUACCGACAGAUACAAAUGUACAAUCAUGUGCAAUAUAUGCUAAUAAAAAAUCAACGACAUAUUCACAUGAAUGUAAAAUAUGUGGAGCUUCGGCUCGUUACUUUUAUUUUGGUGUUCUGUCAUGUGAUUCAUGUAAAAUGUUUUUCAGACGAAAUGCUAAACUUGGACAAGAAGCAUUUCAAUGUCGUUUUGGUGGUCAAUGUCAAGUCAAUAUUUAUAAUCGCCAUGUAUGUUCUUCAUGUCGGUUAGCUAAAUGUUUUAAAAGUGGAAUGAAAAUUGAAAUGUUUCGUUUGUCAAAAUUAACAAGAAAAAAUAAAAUAAAUCAAACAAACGAAACAAAAACUAAACAAAUAUCACAAUAUGUAAUCAAUGUUAUCAGACAAAAUCAAAUACAGAAGUUGCCAACAUUAAAUCUUUUGCAAUCAGAUACAUCUUUAAUGACGAAUAGUCAAUGGACUCUUCUCUCAAAUGUAAUUCAUAGUUUUGAUGAAAGAAAAAUUAUGUUUAUUUCUCAAUGUAUAAUUAAACAAGACAAAACUUGUCAAUCUAUGAUAUUACUUGAUGAAACAUUAAUUAACGAAUUCUUUUCAUUACUUUUCGAAACAACAAACUUGUGUCUUUGUUCAAAUGGGGAUCUUAGCAGUUUAUCAUCAGAUGAUCGUUCACUAAUACUUCUUAAUAGCACUGAUUCUGUAUUAUGUUUAGGUGGAAUAUUUAUUUUGUAUCAAUCUCAAUUAAUUAAUUGUCCAUCUUUUUUAAAUAUUCUUCAUACAAAAUAUGGAGAACAAUGUCUUUCUCAUACGAUUCAUGGAACAAAAUUAAUAGAUUCUGAUAUUGUUCUGACUAAAAUAGCACUUGCAUUACUCCUUUUCUCGACAAAUAUUUGUCUAUUUUCUUCAAAUUCACAAGAAGAUCAUGUUGAUACACAUGCAAUCUUUCUUAUUCAAAAUACAUAUGCCGAAAUAACAUGGAAAUAUCUUCUAUAUAGAUAUGGUCAUGAUGGGGCUGUUUUGAAAUUUAUUAAUUUAAUUGAAUGUCUUCUUCUUGUUAUGCAAACACUGUUCCAUCUUCAAAAUGUUCAACAACAUGUUAAUGAUGUUCUUGCACUUAUUGAAAAUACUGAAUUGAAACUUCUUGUAGAUGAUAUCGAUCAGAUUGAUCAAAAACCAAUGAAUUAA